Molecule: messenger RNA, 2189 nt
Organism: Daphnia magna
Lineage: Eukaryota; Metazoa; Arthropoda; Branchiopoda; Diplostraca; Daphniidae
Product: tetraspanin-2A
Exons: 6
Coding region: 961-1788 (275 amino acids)
Cellular component (GO): membrane
Source: RefSeq, a predicted model, not a curated record
CAGCCUAGUAACAAUAGUGAGACGUCAAUGCCGAUGGCAACAGACAUUUUAUCAACUUGUCAACAUUAGUUUAAGAAAUUGUUUUUCGAUACACUCGCGCCCUCUUGUGAACAUUUUCCGUACGUAUCUCUUUUGUAAUAAAACACGGUGCCCAUCCAUCACCAAGUCAAAUGCAACAGCAGAAUAGCAUUUGAUCAAUAGUUUAUUGGAGCCACGUGCCGAAACAUUUCGUAACUGUAAACGUAUCAUUUCGUUUUCUGCUAAACAGUUAACAAAACGUAAUCUGAACGAUCAAACACUUGCAUACACGGAAUGGUCUAGACAUUUCUUUAAUACGGAUGUAAUCUAGUAACUUGGUAAAUCUUAGACUGUCGCGUUUAAUCUUAAAGGAAUGCAAUCCGGCCGUAAUUCACCCCGAGUUUUUGAUUGGUUUUACCCGACAAGUCAAGGCAAGCAGUUACGCAAUUUCCAACUGGGUUUUUCUUAAACGAAAUUCUUUGCCUGAUGAAUGAGAAACGAUGGCCAAUCUAACCGUUCAAAAGGGACAUAAAGAUCAGUUCAAUGUCAAUGGAAUUGCUUCACAGUGGCGUCACGUUGCACCAACUGAUGUUUAGAACCUCUCUUGAAUUUAUGACGUAUUAUUGUUUUACGAUCCGCAAAUCAUGAGACAUCAUAAUGCCGACAGCUUUUAAAUGUUGAUACACAUUUACAGCUAUCGUCGUUGCCUCUGUUCUCGUAACUCCACCUCCCGAUUUUCGUUUACUCCACCCUCUGUUCCGAGCAACUUUAAAAGCAUUCAAGUUCUCUAUAAAAAUCGUCAAAAACCGACGAGAUCCAGUGUAACCAGGGUACAGGAAUUCUCCACAAACGAAGUCAUCACAUUUUUUUAAAAAUUGGUUCCCAAAUUAGAGAUCCGCAUUUCACCUUUCGAUAUCCGAAUAACAUUGCAAUAAGCUGAGUAUGCCUAAAAAAAUUCAAAUCGCAUAUUCGUUGCAUACGCUGAACGCUAUCUCGACGGUAUUGGCUGUAGUAGUUAUGGCCCUUUCUUUGUGGCUGCGCUACGAAUGGGACUUUAAGCAUUACGUGUACGAACUGGAAGCCCAACAAGUGUUAUGGACCGGCCCAUACAUUCUUAUCGCUGCGUCCAGUCUGACAAUGGCUACGUCCAUCUUGGGCAGCUGGGCAACAGUAAUUGAAGAUUGUCAACUAAUUUCACUAUUCGCCUUGGCUAGCGCAAUGUCAAUCGUUCUGGGAAUGGCUGGACUUGCCUACACCCUCAAUCACGGCAUCUUUCAUUCGGACUUGACUCCUUGGCUGGAAGAACGCUUCUGGGUCCUCUUUCACGAGAUGGAUUACAACGAAAGAUCAGCUCGCAUUCUACGAAUUAUUCAGGAAGAUAUGGAAUGUUGUGGACCUUCAGAUUGGAAAGAUUACCAAACAUUCAAUAAAGUUCUUCCGGACGAGUGUCGUAGUCCGGUCACGGGCAACAUAGCCGGAGGUAGUUGUGCGGAAGAAUUCGCUCUGUGGAUGGAGCCCAGAACCGGAUGGUUAUCUGGUAUUGCCUUACUGCUGGUCGUCAUUCAGAUGGGGAGCAUAUUUAUUAGCUUGUGGCUACGCAAAUUGAUUUUAUUAGAGAGAUCAAAAGAUAACAGACCGUAUCGUUUGGUCGUCGAAAGCGCCAAGCACGUCCAAUAUCCAUUUUCUACCCAGACUUGUGACUCAAAGAGCAAUAAUUCACUGAAGUACGUACGUGUUGCGGCCCUCUUUGCUCCGGUUGGCUUUAUUUAAAAAAAAAAAAAAACUAAUCCGUGUGGAUUAACAAUGUUAAUCCUUACAUCCAACAAAUAAAAAAAUGGACCUUUGUCUAUGUUUGAAUGACGCCAGAACAAGCAACAUAACGAAAGCAGGAUACAUCCUGUUUACAAAACAAAACGUGUACUAUCUAAUCUGGCCUUUUUUUCUUUUAGGGGGCGGUGAAUGACGUGUGAAUUAUAUUCAAUCCCCAAAACAAACGGCCGAAAAAUAUCCGGUAUCGUGCUCCUACCUGCCAUCCUUGAUUGAGAUAAGUCGAAGAUUUCGUUCAACUGAACCCGUGGGAUUAUUCUUUGUCUACCAAAAAAAGAGAAAGAAUUUUGUUUGUUCAUUUUCAUUCCCUUUUGCUCUGAUUAUUACAAAGCUGCUGUACAGUC